Molecule: messenger RNA, 1479 nt
Organism: Poeciliopsis prolifica (blackstripe livebearer)
Lineage: Eukaryota; Metazoa; Chordata; Actinopteri; Cyprinodontiformes; Poeciliidae
Product: phospholipid transfer protein-like
Exons: 15
Coding region: 1-1407 (468 amino acids)
Molecular function (GO): lipid binding
Source: RefSeq, a predicted model, not a curated record
AUGAACCAGACGUCCUUCUUUUCCUUCUUCCUCUUCCUCAGCUUCACGUUUUCCUCCUUUGGGCUCGAUCCCGCCGCCCUUAAAGUCCGGAUCACCAGCCAUGCCCUGAACAUCUUGAGAGACGAAGCUCUGGCCAUGUUUCAGGAGCAAGUGGAAGGAAAAGUGUUUGAAGGUUUCCAGUCUAAUACGUGUGGAAUCACCAAUGUGAGGUUAACUGGGAUCAACGUCAAUCAAGCUCAUCUUUCGUUCGUGGAGAACUAUGGCUUCCAGUUCAUGAUUCAGAACUUCGGCUUUACCUUGAACUUUGACGCCACCUUUAAUCUUUGCUUCUUUCAAUUAAGGAUGUCUCCAGAAUUCAUCCUUAGAGGCGUAGCCGCCAACAUGGAGGUUGGUCUGGUCAGAAACCGUAACGGAGGGCUGGCAGCUGACAUGAGGGCCUGCCAGGCUUCAGCCGACCAAAUUGGAUUUGUUGGAACAACGCGAUUCGAGAAUCUUGAGGCGAGAGCUCGAAGACUUGCGGCCUCCUUCAUCUCCACUGGGUUCUGCCCCGUUUUCAAGAGAAUUGCUCCGUUUUUUGUGAACAUACUGCUGAACAGGAUUCCAAUGGUUGCACCGCUACCCCUCGACCUGGGCAUCAACUUUGACUACACCCUAACCAGAGACAUCCAAGUGACAGCUACAAGCCUGGACGUGGCUUUUAAAGGCCAGGCGUACAGGGAGCAACAGCCCCCUCCUGUGGUGAAAAAAGUUGUGGAGCCGGUUUUCACAGAGGACACCAUGAUGGCUUAUAUAGGCCUCUCUGAAUUUUUCUUCAACUCUGCAGCCAAUUGCCUCUACGAAGCAGGAUCCCUAUCAAAAAACUUUGACACGAUUGACUCAAAGGUCAUGAAGUUCGCUUUAAGAGUCAAGCAGUUCUUCACACAACCGCGGAACCUGGACGAACCUCUGAAAGCUGAGGUGGGGCUCACCGAAGCGCCAACCAUCAGCAUCACCCAGUGUGACGGUUUCGUCUUCAACAUGAGACUCAGAGUUAAGGUCAUGGCCCCUGAAACCCAAACGCCCGACGUCUUCUCCGUGUCCGCGGUUUGCCCCGUCAGCAUGAUGGUUACUAUUGAUGGGAAUCGUCUCACUUUGCCUUCAAAAGACAUCAACUGUCGAAUUGAAACCAAAAAUAAAGUUAGAAAAGUUCUGGUAGUUUUUCUGAACAACAAGGUGAACAAGGAAGCCACAAAGUUCCUGUCAGGUUGGUUUGGUGAAGGAGUUGAGAUUCCAUUUCCUCCAGAAAUUAACUUCAUCCAGGGAAACAUCCAGUAUGAAGAUGGCUACGUGGUGGUGGGGGGAGACCUGCGCUCCACUCCAGCUGGGAGGCAGAAAGUGGCAGAAAUGGUGAGGGGUCCUGGGAGAUAAACGGCUCAGACCAGAACCUUCCUGUGCAGAACCAGAGCCUUGUUCAGCAAUAAAACCAUUCAGCAUCCCAGA